Ilyonectria robusta is the source of this 2067-nucleotide messenger RNA. RefSeq lists its product as uncharacterized. The transcript is spliced from 4 exons. NCBI's taxonomy places the organism in Eukaryota, Fungi, Ascomycota, Sordariomycetes, Hypocreales, Nectriaceae. The record is from RefSeq and is a predicted model, not a curated record. Gene Ontology annotation, molecular function: transcription cis-regulatory region binding; DNA-binding transcription factor activity, RNA polymerase II-specific. Gene Ontology annotation, cellular component: nucleus. Gene Ontology annotation, biological process: regulation of DNA-templated transcription. Bases 1 to 2067 code for a protein of 688 amino acids.
AUGGUUGUUCAAGACUACCGAAACACUGCGUGUACGAGUUGCGUCCUCGGGGCCACCGGCGCCGAGGCCAGGAGGGGGCAAAGUGCGUUUGGAACUUGGACAUGUGCAAAUCGGGCUCUGACAUGUUCCCACAGUUCCAGGGAGGAGCAACAAGAGGCUCCUCGUGUUGACCGCGACCAUAUUUUGGCUGGAGCAUCGGCGGGAAUUUACAACGGUUCAGGGAGUCCAUCUGCGCAGUCCGUCGAGUCCCUGUUUGCCACACCUGAGUCUUCCCUUGACCGCAUACCCCCUGUUCUUAUCCCCUCAGAUUCGGGUCAAUCAUCUUUCACACCCGCUUCGUUCGUCGUGAAUUCCGAAGACACUGGAGGACUAUCACUAGACAGGGCUCUCGACCCGGAGAGAACCGUUGUUGGGGCCGACGCCCACCGCGACAAGUCCCUGGAGAACACGCCGCCAAGUGGAGCGGUGCAAGACGAUCCUAUCGAUCUCGGAAUCCUUCGUCGGCCGCCUGCGCAAUAUCUGUUUGAAGGGUUUAUGAGGCAUUUUAACUGCCUUGUGGGAUUGCUUGAUCCGCAGCUAUACACGUUUGCGUAUACAAGAGCGAGAUCUAGCUUGCUAUUCACUAUGAUUCUGACCGUCUCGUCAAGGAUCUUCCAGCCAGAAUCCCAUAUGCGUAUUCGAGAACACGCAGAGCUUUUGCUGGGCCGAGCCUUGCUCAGUUGCGACUCAGCUGUUGAGAGUAUCUGGGCAAUUAUCUGCAUGUAUCACUGGAAAGACAUCAAUGACACGAGGGGAUACAUCUUGAUCGGGUUUGCUUUACGACUGGCAGCCUCUGCUGAGUGGAAUAUGACACGACGAAGCGUUUCGUAUGACACGAAAGACCCUUUAAAUCCACACCUUUCCGAGUUAGAUUUACGGCAGAUGAGAGACAAAGAUCGAUUAUGGCUAGCCCUGGGAAAUAUAGAUCGAACAUCGAGCUACUUUACGGACCGGCCAUUAUCCAGUGCGCUAGUUAAUGAAGAAAUUGCAUCUCGCCAUUGGCUAUCCUUGACAAGGUGGACAUACCCGCUGGGAGAUGGCAAAGCCGUUGGAGGGUUCGAGUUGACCACUAUCGCUCGUCCGGUUUACGCCACUAUGAUGAAAACUCGCCAACAUCCUGCUUCCCUUUCGCCUCUUUCGCCUCAUUCUAUUCAAGACCUUCAGUCCUUUCAAAACGACAUGCGGGAUUUCAAUAGUAGGAUGACUGAGUGGGCAGAGUAUUGGCGCUCGACAUUCUUGACUUUUCCUAAUCCUGAGCCUUUCCAGACGCCCUUGAUCCAUUUUUUCCGAGAUUACAUGCGUCUCCACUUCAAUUCAGUGCUAUUGCAUCGAAUGCUCGUCGCAAACAAUGUCGCUUCUUUCGCCACUGACAUAGCUGAUGUAACUGGAGUGUGCUUCUCGAGUGCGCUCAGUGUGUUGCGACAAACGAUCAAGAUGGGUAAAAUGAACAUUCUUUAUUAUCUUUGGGAUACUGCUCAUCUUAUGGCCGCGUAUGCUGCAAUGAUGAUCCCGAAGUUGUUGAGACAGGCCAGCAAUGCCUCGGGGGUCUCAAAACGUGAAGCCCUCAAUGUACUUGCCGAGGUUACCACAAUCCUUUUGACUGCAGCCAACUCGCUAGAGAGCCCGCGUACGUCUUCUCAAGUGAGCUCAGGCACAGUUUCUGUCGAAAAUGCUCUUUCCGCCCAGGCACGUCUUCUCUCGGCCAUUCUUGCACGACUCCUGGCCGAUACCAAAGAGCAAGGGAACGAUCCAUUUUCUCAGGACACGGUCGACCCUUUACCGGCCUCGGCGCUCCCGUGGAUUCAGAACCGGUUCCUCGAUGAUACCCUUCCCCUUGGCGUUCAGCAGCCGGAGGCGGCCGGGUUCUCUGCCUCACGAUCCAACCAUUCCCAAGACAAUGCUCCAGAAGCGCCACGGAUGAAUGAGGAAUUCGAUCUGAUGCUCAACAACGACUUGAUUGAUUCCAGAUAUAUGGACGUCGGUUUCCUGUCGUGGGACGAGCCCGGUAUAUUCGUGGACCCUCACUGA